AUGAGGGACCGCGAAGCUCUGUUUCUCGGUUCUCUACCAAGCUUCGACGAACUAAUGGCGGUCAAAGCCAUCAUUCAAUCGAGAAACGACGAUGAAAUAAGCACUAUCCAGCCCUUGUGUUGCAGGUAUAGUUUAUUUCGAUAGCCCUAAGGUUACUGCUAUUUUUAAACUCGAUUUUACUGGCGAAGCAUAAAGAUGGUAGCUUUUGUCUCAGUUGAUUUACAGGUGUUUGAAUUUUGCUUGCAGAGAGUUAAUUUUCACGGAACCCAAAGUUCUUGUGUCACCAUUAAUGGAAGAAAGGAAUCAAUUAUUUCUCAUAACUGCGGUUGGUAUCAAUUAUUUUUAAACCGGUAGAACUGGAGCCGCUAUGUGUAUUAUAGCAACUGAUUGAUUAUUUGAAUUUCAAAUACACAACGAUGAACACAAUGCUUGAGUUGUAUUAAGGGUAAAACCAAAUUGAAUAGUUGAAUGAGCUAACGAAGAGAAAAAGUUAUUCAAUUAAAUUGAUUAUUUAUUAACUUAUUAAUUCGUUGUUGUUUUGUGUUGUUGUUCUUGCCUUUGUUGUCGUUAUGGUUGUUAUAGUUGCUGUGUUCGUCGUGGUAGCUCUUACAGAUUUUAUCAAACCGAGAUGUGUACUUAAAGAUUGUGCUCUUUAUCUGAAUGGCAUUCCGUCUUACAACUUAAUUUUCCUUUCAACCAUGUACUUUUUAGAAGCCAAUGUCUAAGUCUCCUCAAUUUCAAGAGCUACUGCAAAGGCUGAGCAUCAAGGUAAUCAUGACUACAGCUCAAUCAAAUGGAGUAUGAAAUCAGCCCAGAAACACUUAACACAUUACCUCUCCAAAAAUAGUUGGAUAGCUAACCUGGACUCGCCUGAAGAGAAAAUACUUCCUCCAUCAAACUCCGAUUGUAAGGGUCCGUCCGUUUUGUAGCAAAGACUCAGAUGUGAGAACUACCCCACUUUCCCUUCCAGUCUAUUUUGUAUACAGAACAAUAGUUGUGUUUAUCUAUUCUUAACAGAUUACAGAACCAGUAACCUUGACUAGGACUGUGUUUCAGUUCUGUUUUUCUUUCACAAUGAGACAGAAACUUGCACCGUUGUGGAACAAAGCUGGCGAAUUUCUUGUCCAAGGUAAUUUUGGUGUGGCCGCAAAUCAUUCAGUUGAUUCUUUAUUUACAUCUUAUGAAGAAUGCUGUAUGUGAACUUUGUAUACAACAAAAAUGUUUGUUUUGUAGCAGGAAAACACUCUGUCACAGAGUAGGUUUGGGAUAUUUCAACACUUUCAAGUUUAGCCUCUAAGAGACCAUUUAUUAUCUAUUGCCUGGAGAGGGGGAGUGACGGAGGGUUUUUCUUUUGAGGGGGGAGGGGGUAUCGCAAGGUGUUCGGGUGGAAGGGAGGGGGAUCAGAUGCUGCCAACAGAAUAUAAAGGGGACAAUAAGAAAAUUGACUGUAGCUCUCACCCCGCCACUCUCCCAGGCUAUGAAUAAUGAAUGAUACCUAAAUGCUUGCAAAAACACUGAAGCUAUUUUGCCUGACAAUCAAUAAAUUAUUCACUUUGUACAGUCUUAUUUAUUCAUUUAUCUAUAUUGCUACAUAGGUCGAGACUUCAUGCUGGAAAAUUCAAAGCUAAAUGCAAUCUGUAAGUAAUAUUGAGACAUUAUCUGGGAGAGUUAAGCUGGAAUUCUUAUUUGAACUUGGCAACGUUCACUUCCUCCCUUGGCUUAGUAAAAGACAGUUUGGAUAAGAGUAUAAAACUAAAUUUUCCACCAAUCUUAGAGGAACAACUCACUGUUGCCCAAUAUUAAGAAUCCUCAGCUGUUAAGUUUCAGUUUUAUAAGAGAAGCUUGGAGAAAUUAUAUCUUGAUGGCUGGAAUGGUAAUCAAGAAUGAGGUCACAAAUUAAAUAGUCAACUCUGUUCUCGCUAUUCGAUAUAUCUUAUGCAAACCAUGUUUUCUCAAGUUUUAAAUCUAAUGACUCCCCUCUUUUUACCCUAUGAAGCUCGAAUUCAUUUGUCUUUGAAGUCUUUUUGGUGCAGUUUACGUUAAAAUUGCAGCUUUGGAAGUAACAAUCACCGACAAGAUUUUCAUUGGAUUGCAACCUUUUUCUCUCAAGUUAACCCCGUGCAAGGUAUUUUACAUUUGUAGAGCCUCUGUCCACUUAAAAGUAUUCAAUUUUACGGGCGAACGUUCAGGGUAACCGCAAGAGGAAAAAGACAACCAUUUCAUCUACGAUGAGUUGUAUUUUUUUUCAAAAGCUUUAUCUUGAGUAAAUCUUCGAAAAUUAUGAUAAUCUACCGAACGAAAUGUGCAUUCGCGGCGCAAACCAGGCGCGUAAGACAUCGUUUGGUUUUUUUUGGCACUUUGACCUUUGCUUAUUUUAUUUUAUUUUAAUUUUUAUCUAGCCUGAGCAUUUUACCGCGUCAGUAAAAGCACUAGAAGAAUUCCACAGUAACAAAGAAUCUCACAUUAGUGACAUCUCUAUUUCUGACGACUUGUGUUUUGUGUUGCCAAGGUAAGCUACCUCACAUAAGCAUUCAACUACAAUCAUAGUAGAUUUGCAUCAGAGGAAACUUCAUACGUACAUUGCAAAAAAAUAGAUAGAAACUGUGCGCUAUUGACUCGCUGGACUCGCUUUCCUCGGGGUAUAGUGCUGCUGCAUUAGAUGAGGAAUACGUUUCCACAUAGUUUUUGGCCACUUCUAAAGAGUGGUUUUUUAGUGGUUUUUCGUAUCUGGCGUAGCACAGCCUAUUUUUGUAUAACCCUUUAUUUUCAGUGAAUACUUGCAGAACAUUGCAGAUUGUAGUAGGAUGUGUAGACUACAAGACUGGCUGACUUCUCGCGUGCAUAAGCUUUCCAACCUUUUUUAAAGAGGGCUGAAAGGAGGCGUGGUGGGCUUUUUAAUGAUCUUGAUAUCCUAACUAAGCAAAAAAAUGUUAUCACGCUUACAGCAGAAAAUGGAGUUCAGAAAUGCUUGGAAAGAUGUUCUAUUGUAAGAAAGCUUAUAUCUAGUGCAUCUUAUCAUUAUCUUGCUGUCGCAAAUUGACCUUUGCACUGUUUUAGCCUUAAAAAAGGAAGGAUUGUUAGCAUAACACACCAAAUUCCUGAUGAAUGCCCUUUUACAAGUUACGAAGAACUGCGAAAACAUUGGAAACUGAUGGUAUGAACAUUGAAAGAUUGAACAUUAUUGAAACGGAUAACCGAUUCAAAGUAGACUGUUUCAGGGGUUAAGUGCGACAAAACGGAGCGCAGUAUUGCACGACGCGACAGUAGGGGCUGAGCAAAAAAAUGAACGGCGCUAUAGUCAGGUCGGGUCGCGUAAAGAACACCACGUUCCCAAACCUCCCUCCAGUUUUCGUCCCGCCGCUAUUACCAAGCAGUUUACAAUCACCCUCAAUUACCUUCUUUACUAAUUGAACGCAUGGAACAGUCUAACCUCAAGUUCGUGUUAGAACCUGUAAGAUACUAUUAUAUCUAGUUUUUUUUUUGUGGGGACCUUAAAAACAAAUAUGAGUGUAAACUUUCCGGUCUUUUAUAAAUAAGAGUAAAAUGCUAGAUUGGCUAUUGUAGGAAUUUUUAUUCACGUUUAUAAGUGAAACCAUGCAACCCAUUUUCGUAAAUUACUUAACUUCGUCCACUUUUUUGGGCUUUUUAUUUAUUUCAACAGUACGGAUACAGACUUCCACCGGAAGAAAACAUUUUCUACAAUGUACAGUUCUAUUACAUCAAAGAUAAAAUAUUUACGUAUCCUUUCCUCGACGUUUUUCGAAUAGUGCAAUUUCCGACUUUGUAAUGGGGCCCUAAGAAUACUGAAUGUAAGUUAAUUUUGUGGUUUAAUUAAGAGGCUGGACUGGAAAAAAAGGAGACUUCAGCGGCCUCAAAAGCCAUCGAAACCCCUGCCGGGUUUUAGUUGUAAGGAAAGCUUCUUAGUCCCAUACUGCCCCUUCGUCGCCCCCCCCAAAAGUGCAAAUGGCUAUGGCAAAAUUUCUUAGAAACCUGACAAAAUGGCGUAGAAGGGGGGGAGAGAGAGGAGAAAGAGGUGGUGGUAACCUACGAUGAACAAGCAUUCAAUCCGGAGCGUACCAAUAGCCAUGGGAGAUAAGCCCAGUCGGUAAAAGCUACACUUAACUAGACCAAAACUUGACCUCUUUUAAGAUUUCAUGAUAGAGACGGGAGAAUUUCUUAACAUUGACGCAGAUACCCAGCUAGCUGUAUUCGAAGCAGCCAAGUGUUAGUGUCUCCUCGCUGUGAUCACCAGUUAAUUUUCAACUCUUUUUUAAGAGACCUUUCAAUGCGCAUGCAAACUGUGUGCGGGGCACCAUUGACUUUUACCUCUUCUCCACUCUAUCCAACGAGCAGCCUUAAACACGCUUCUAACCCAAACCACUUAAAUUUGACAAAGAAAACACCCCCUCAAUUCAACCAAUGUAAACCCUUCACUGUGCGAGGUACAAAAACACCCGAGGAUACUCAGAAGCAAGUAGUCACAUCUUCAUUAUCUCGUUUGAUUUCGUCUCAGCCGACCUCUCACUCUCCUGUCGUUCAACCUAUUUCACACCUUUCUUCACCAUAUGUACCUUGUUUCACCAGCAGUAGCUCUGUCAGCAGCAUAUCAAAUGAUUCUGACCUAAUUACAGCGUCCUCUAACUCUGCUUCCCAAUUCACUGGCACACGAAUAAUUCCAAUGUUUUCAAGAAAACGAGUGCCGAGCCAUGAAGAGGAACAACGUACAGGUUACAAAAAAGGGCACAAAACAGAUCUUAAAGGAGGAUCUGAACCUCGAGCAAAAACGGCGUUCUCUGGAUUUUUAUCAAUUUAUCACGCUGCUCCCACGCACAAAAGCCCACUUUCAAAUUCGUCGAAUUCAUUGCUAGCUUUCCACCAAGCAGAAAUGAGGAAGACAGUGAGAAAUGAAUCAGGAAAUAAAUCAACACACUCGAGCCGCACUCUGCUUGAAAACAGGAACGUUCACGCUGAAGGAAGACGAGGUAUAAAUGAUGGGGCAAGUGAAGAUAUUGGGAGAAGCGUUUCAAGCCCAAUGUGUGUGAAAGAGGAUUCUCCCACGACGGUUUUUAAUGGGGCAUCAUUCUCUAGGCGUGACAUCUCCUCCGGUCACAGUCUAAGCCUGUCGAGUCCAGUUUCAAGGUUCUUGCCUCAAGCGAGACCUGAAUUAAUAAUAACACAAGCGCCUAAACGUAGAAAUAUUGCGGCCUCCCCUACAGAUAACACAAACUGCAGAUCAUUUGAAGACACCGCGUACUCAGGGAAUGAAAUUUGUCUGUCGUCAAGCAGUAAUCCUGCAAAUAGAUCUUCAUUAUCAGUAGCAGAAAAUGGCAGACCGGGUACCAGUCCCUGUCUGCUGAUGAAUGAGCCUCGUUCUACUCCUGUUCGGGUACAUAGUUUUAUGUGGAAUGAUUUUAUCAUAGCCCGAUAAGUGUUUAUGCGGUUUAACCUCUGUCCGGGAGGUUUUUCGGGUUCAUUUUCAACACCAGAAAAAAUGGAGUAAUUUAUUUCUUCUUUGACAUUAUUCAGAAGUCACUUGUAAUCCGAAGUAUCCCCCGAUACUUCAGGAAUGUCACAAUAAACAUAAAAAUAUCCAAUCCCUACUUAGGUCUUUAAAUUGAUUGAAAGCUUUUUUCCGUUUCAGAUCAAUGGCCUUCCAAAUGAAGGCACGCCUUCUAAAGGGCCAAAGUCAAAGCCGAAACUUCAGGAGAAUGUGGAUGUCAGAGAGCUGGCCAUAAAGCAGCAGGUAAAGUAAAGUAUUCCUUCCUUGUUCCAUAUUGCUUUUCUCGGAUUUUAUCAUCUUUAAGGGCAUCGUCUCCUUUAUUGUACACUGAGCCUAAAGUCAUAGGCUGCAUGUCUGUCGAGAACUCAAGAAAAUAAUUUGAUCAGCUUGCAGAGCAGUAAUCGUUGCGAACAGAAAUGAGUAAUUCAAAGAAAACAAAGAGAAAACUGUUUUCCAAUUCCAGCCUCAUUUCAUUCCAAAUUCUCAAAUGUGUUAACAACUUUGUUUCAAAGAAGAACCCAGUAGUCCACCAAAUGCGUUCUUUUCACGAGAAGAAGCUUAAGGCUAUCUGACAAAGGAAGCAGAUCCUCAUCUUUCUAACCGUCAAAGCAUUUAACUCUGUUUUAUCAAUGCUAACAGCUGUUCCCUUUUCCGCUCUUCCAGUUAGUUUCAUAUUGAUUUUUAGCCUAAAUUUUCAUUUCGAAAUUUGAACCGCGCCCUUAACUCUCACUUAUCAGGGAGUCAGCCUUCCCCUCAGCUUUUGUUCGUCACUUUACUAUUAUCUUGAGUGCUUUGCCUCAUUACGAAGCUUAAACAUACAACAUACAUUUAGCUCCACAAGGUAAACAUGGCGACGUUGAUCGACUGGCUUAAAAAGCGAGGUGUCCCUGUGAAAUCUAAGGACAAGAAAGAAGAGCUUGCCAACAAAGUGAAGGAGUACAUUUCAAUGGUUGCACAUGAAUCAUAA
This is a messenger RNA of Pocillopora meandrina, 6467 nucleotides long. NCBI's taxonomy places the organism in Eukaryota, Metazoa, Cnidaria, Anthozoa, Scleractinia, Pocilloporidae. The record is from the annotation of a GenBank genome assembly.